GAGUACGGAGUAGUGGCCAUUGGUUGGGAUGAGUACGGAGUAGUGGCCAUUGGUUGGGAUGAGUACGGAGUAGUGGCCAUUGGUUGGGAUGAGUACGGAGUAGUGGCCAUUGGUUGGUGGAUGAGUACAGGGAGUAGUGGCCAUUGGUUGGAUGAUGAGUACGGAGUAGUGGCCAUUGGUUGGGAUGAGUACAGGGAGUAGUGGCCAUUGGUUGGGAUGAGUAGAGUCAGUGGCUAUUGGUUUUAGGGCAUGUUACGUAGAUCAUUAGUGAGUUUAGUAGGGCAGAGUUCAGUGGAGUGGUAGUUGGUGGGG
Staurois parvus is the source of this 312-nucleotide messenger RNA. The record is from the annotation of a GenBank genome assembly. NCBI's taxonomy places the organism in Eukaryota, Metazoa, Chordata, Amphibia, Anura, Ranidae.